Messenger RNA from Cryptotermes secundus, 582 nucleotides. RefSeq names its product fatty acid synthase-like. Gene Ontology annotation, molecular function: phosphopantetheine binding. The transcript has 4 exons. The record is from RefSeq and is a predicted model, not a curated record. Bases 1 to 582 code for a protein of 193 amino acids. NCBI's taxonomy places the organism in Eukaryota, Metazoa, Arthropoda, Insecta, Blattodea, Kalotermitidae.
AUGGUUGUUCCAGAAAAAGAUGCAGGUAGUGAUGGACCUGCAACUAUAGUGGACUGUGUCAGCCUCAUCAUGGGUAUCCAUAAUCUGAAGUCUAUUAGUCCAAAUUCCACAUUGUCAGAGCUGGGCUUGGACUCCUUGACAGUUGUGGAGGUUAAGCAGUCCCUUGAACGAGAGUUUGGAAUAUUUCUGAUGCCUAAAGAGAUCCGUAGCUUGACAUUUGCACGCCUCAAUGAGAUGGCUGAAAAGGGGAAGGAAGAACUAGCAUCACAAGCUCUGUCUGUUGAUGAUGGACCUAGUGAGGAGCUGCAGUUGUUGCUGAGUGUGAUAGGGGAUGAGGCAUCUUCAGCACAGCCUGUUGUGUGCCUGCCAGCAGCUGGAGGUUGGGUAGAUGUAGAAGAUGAGAUGAAGGCAGGACCAUUUCUGUUCAUGUUGCCUGGAAUCGAUGGUACAGCAAGUGUCCUUGAGCCUCUGGCCAAGAACCUCAAAUACCAGACAAUGUGCCUACAGCUGAACUACAGAGACAUUGGAGAGACAAUUCAAGACAUGGUACAGUCCCUGCUGUCGAAACUGGUGGUAUCUUAA